AUGACGAGCCGGCUCCCAUCGUUCACUUCAUAGAGCCGGCUCUUAAAGCCGGUUCGUUCACAACAGACACAUCACUAUUUGGCUCGUCUCCGCACAAGCAGGAUGGAAAAACAGAACUCCGUUGGCAUUGAAUGUCCCCAAAUAAUUAAAAACCAGGACGUCAAAUGCACAGUUUAGAGCAGCACAUUUACCCAGAGGCUCUCAGAUUGAGCAAACUUGUGAGAAUACACGUAAUAACCGUUUAGAGACGGAGCAACAUGUCACUAGCAUAGCUGCUAAUCGCUAGCACAGCAGUUUGACCAGUUAUGCUGAUAUAAAGAUAUAAAGUCAGCUUAUAUCUUGUUUAAAAAUAAUAUCGAUAUUUUAAAAAUAUCGAUAUAUUGCCCAGCCCUAAGCCAAAUGAAUGUGUUUUAGCUGCAUGCCAUUGUCAAAUGCUAAACGCUGAUAUGUUGCACCGCUCUCGCUAAGGUUUUGUGUGGGAUGUUGAUUGAAGAUCUGAAGAAGUAUUCUAAAUCUCAACCUCAUCUUCCUGAAGCAUCAUAUUUUGUUCACGUUGAUUACACACACGAAGCACAUGCCCACCCAGAGUCGUGCAAGCCUGGCUAACGAGUUCCAUCAUGUUUAACGGCGAGAGGAGGAAGUGAUUGUGAAGAUUGGGAUGAGAUUGGGCGGUACAAGGCAGCAUGUGCAGAUUUUCGUCACACCAUAACCCCUGCCAAGUCUCAGUUACCUCUGCUGAUGGAUUAGAUCAUGUAGUACUACCGCUGCGAGCAGAGGAAGAGGAGCGGAAAGACCAAUUUACUGUUGAAAAUGAAAAAAAAAGCCUUGGUUUGAAUCAAACUGGUUGGUGUUUGAAACCUUGGCCUUGUUUUGACCUCUCCUGCCCACAGAUGAGGCUUAUGCUCUUGAGUGCACUGACCUGUUAAGACAUGACCCUCGUGCUGCCCCUUUCAAUCCCUGCUGCCGCCGCCUACUCCUGAGAAACGUCAAGAAUCCUUCGAAGGCUUGACAGAGACAAACCCCGGGAUGGCCCCACUGAUGACUCAUCUUCCAGUUUCAUUGAGAGUAACUGUUGUUGUUGCUAUGUUCUUUCUAAUCUUUUGCCAAUAAAGAGGGCAGUGUAGUGCACGAUAUUAGAAAAUGCAGCUUUGAGAUGUUGAAACAGGAGCGUAGUGGGAGUCGUUGCGUUAAGAACGGACAGACAGAGGGCGGCGUUUAUGUGGAAGUUCAGGUUAAUAGAUGCAGAUCUGUGGAAGAGUCACCGGACGUGGUGGGAAAAGUAUGAUCCGUCACUUUUAGCUGAUUUUUUACCCCAAAUGUUUCCUAAUGUGAGUGACGUAUGUAGAAAAUACAGCUCAGGGUCAGCACAAAGCUUGUUGUAUGGGUGUUUAACUCUAAUUCCUGCUUGGACAUUGAUGACGCUGUCCAACAGCAAGAGUAGAGUGAGAACCACAGACUCAGGCGUGCUCAAACUCGUCUGUAGUACCAAGGCAGGUACUGACAGACAACAGAGGCGAGGAAGUGUAAUUUUUGCAAGGAGCAGUCUGUCACAGAUUGUGAUCUGACAUUCAACACCUCACACACACACACACACACACACACACACACAAACGCAUGUAUAUCCACGGAAUCUGUGCAAAACUAAUGUGAACCAGAUGUAAGGUGCUCUGGGACCCCGACAUCACCCUGGCCAGGGAAGGUCUUCCCUGACUUAUCUGGGUGGGGUCAGCGGUGCAAAGGGGACGGCCCAACUGGUCUCUGUGCACUUUUCCACGGGCCAUUAGAGGGGAGAGGAUGCUGCCGCGGGUCAGCGGGAACCGAGUUGGCGAGGAGCGUUGGAGAAAGGGAUGUCCCGAUCGGAUUUUUAUUGCUCUUGAGUCCGAGUCCGAGUCAUUUGAUUUUGAGAAUCUGCCGAUACUGAGUUCCAAUCUGAUACUUUUGAUACAUAAAAAAAAUAAGAAAAGGAAGAAACAGUUCCAGAAUGUUCCUUAUUUUUUAUUUAAUUACCUUUUUAUUUUAAUUUUUAACAACAGAUCACUUCUGUGAGGUAGCUUGAACAAUCAAGUAAUAAAUAACAUAAAUUCUCCACUUUUAGACUUUAUUGCAAAUAUGAAAAAGUCUAAUAUAAAAACAGAUAGCACUUCAGCUUAAAAUACCUGGCAGGGGUCUAUUUUGCCUCGGCCCCCAAAAUGCUUAGAUACGCCCCUGGGCAUGGGACGGAGUUUUGAAGAUGAUCUGAAUUGUAUCAACUAUAUAAAAACUACAUGCUGAUAAGUUAUUGCUUUAUACAGGUACAAACGUGUAGUGAGAUAAAUCUACCUACAUUUUAUUUUUUUAAGAACUUUGUUUUGUUUUCUUGGUUUUUAUUUUCCUGUCUUCCUGUCCCGUCUGUCUCUGAUCUUCCUGCAUCUCCCAGUCCUCCAGAAAAACUCCUGCCUGCUUCCUUCUUUUUCACCUCACAAGUUACUUUUUAACUAGCAGAUCAAAUUGAUCUACUGACCGCAAAAAAAGCGGAGUGUGCGCCACACUGCCCGGCUGCGCCAGUGACGAGCGCUGCAGCGCGAGCGCGUCCACACGUCAUGCUCACAUACAGACAGAACUUACCAGAGAGAAAACGAACGGACACGAAUGACUGUGUGUUAAUUAUUUAUUUUUGGCGACGCCACUUAGAAACUUAGAAAAUGUUACUGUGGCCGUGUGCAGAACGCAGCUGGAGUUCAUGAAUAAUCAGCGGUCUGCCUGCCUCUCUGCAUCUCUGCUCAAAAGAAUCCCCGCUACGCUGAGUCCAUAUAAAUAAUAUAAUAUCGGUAGAAACUGGAUCUCUUUUGUGCUCCUUCUGGGUGUGUAAGUUAAGGGCGUCAGGGGAGCCUGACAACCUUUAAGGAGAACCAAGUUGCUCUCCUGUAAUUUGAACCCAGUAUCCAACUCUGGAUCGGGGCUUGGAUCGGGAAGUAAAGCCGAGUCCCGAUCAGUCUGAAACCACGUGAUCGGGGCCGAUUUCUGAUCAUGUGAUCGGAUCGGGACUUCCCUAGUUGGAGAUUUACAUGUGGACUCCCCAGGACCAGUCCCCCUCUGCUGCAGGGUCUGGAAGAGCCACUGCUUAUCUGAGAAAUCGAGCUCCCUCCCUUUUUACGGUUCCUCCCUCUAGUCUAAAUAGGAGGAGAGUUGCACUAACAGGCUCAGAGUUUGGUAGUGCCCUUUUGCCACACGUUCCCAACAGGACUACUGUUUUUUUUAUCUUUUCCUGAGAGGAUUUACUUUUAUCUGACAGCAUGACUGAAAACAACAGGAACAAAGAAAGGAAACGGAAAAAUAAGGGAAAGAAAGGAGAAAGGGGGAAAGAGGGGGAUUCCAACACAGCUGCGGCUCCAAGGUUAAAACCCAUCAAGAAUCCCAUAUUAGUGGACGAGGGGAGCAAACUCAUAGUAAAGUGCGAGGCCACGGGAAGCCCUGUCCUGACCUACACGUGGUUCAAAGAUGGUAACGAGCUGAAGAAAAACAAAAAAGUCAAAAUCAGAAGUAACGCGAAAUCCUCCAGAGUCCAGAUCAGCAAAGCAAAACUGGAGGAUUCUGGGAAUUACACGUGUGUGGUGGAGAACAAGCUGGGGAAGGACAACUCUACUGGCACCGUCAACGUCCAAAGCAUAACCACAACACUUUCUCCAGGCUCAGGCCAUGCCAGAAAAUGCAACGACACAGAGAAGGCCUUCUGUGUGAAUGGCGGUGACUGUUAUUUCAUCCACGGUAUAAAUCAGCUUUCCUGCAAGUGUCCAAAUGCAUUUACUGGUGAUCGCUGUCAAACCUACGUUAUGGCCGGUUUCUACCAGCAUCUUGGGAUUGAAUUUAUGGAGGCAGAGGAACUCUACCAGAAAAGAGUCCUGACAAUUACGGGUAUUUGCGUGGCUCUGUUGGUGUUGGGCAUUCUCUGUGUGGUUGCCUACUGUAAAACCAAGAAACAAAGACGGCAGAUGCACAAUCAUAUGCGGCAAAACAUGUGUCCGGAGCAUCCUAAUCGGAACCUUGCAAACGGACCCAAUCACCCAGGACCCGGCCCGGAGGAAAUCCCAAUGGUAGAUUACAUAUCAAAGAAUGUUCCUGCAACCGAGCGAAUCAUACGGCCGGCAACAGAACGCUCGUUUCCUGCCAGUCAAGCCUCCUCCAGAUCUCACAACUCUUCUACACGAGCCCAUUCAUCAACUCAGAGGCACGAGGAGCAAACAUGGAGCCUACAACAUUCAGAAAGUUUCCUUUCCGACUCGCCGGGAAUGAUGUCAUCAUCCGUGGGGACCAGUAAAUGCAGCAGUCCUGUGUGCAUGGAGGCGCGGGCACGGCGAGCUGCACACUGUGCUUACUCUGAUCCCCAUCGGCCGGGGCUACAAUACGGGGACUCGUUCGACUCGCUGGGAGACUCUCCUCACAGCGACAGAUACGUGUCAGCCCUGACAACACCAGCGCGCCUCUCCCCGGUGGAUUUCCAUUACUCAUUGCCCCCCCAGGUGCCUACCUUCCAGAUUACAUCCCCUAAUGCCAGCCAUGCCAUGUCACUCCCCCCUGCUGUCCACAAUCCAUAUCCUCCUGAGGACGACCAGCCUCUGCUGCGCCGCUACCAGGUGCCACUGCAUGACGCCCAGUGCCAGGAGCCCUACCGGCAGCAGCGUCGUACGUAUCUGAGCAACAGCAGGGGCAGCCUAACUUCCAGCCCCUACCGGCUGGCUGAGGAAGAAGACUACGAGACCACCCAGGAGUACCUUUCCUUUCGGGAGCAACCAAAGACAAGCAGGCCCAGUGAAACUGGUAGCCGACGCUGGAGAAGAUCCAGACUGAACGGCCAUGUGGCCCCACGUGGAUACGAGGCAUCUCGGGACUUUGGAUCUCGAAGCUGCCUAACAGAUAGUGAGUCAGAGGAGGACGGUGAGAGCACUCCCUUCCUCAGUAUGCAGAACAUGAACACCGAGCCCUCCACCAUCUACAGGCCGGUGGACAGUCGGACUUCUCACUCAUCAGGGUGGCACAGUGGGCACGGAAAAACGCAUACGAGACUCACACACCCACGCUCCAAACCGGACGAUACACCCCAUUAAAGAGUGAUAAUGAACCAAGAUAAAUCAAUAUAGUAUAGACCUGCAUCUAUAAGAAAUAUUUUUAUUUUAUAUAACUGACAGAUAUUCUAAACAAAUGAAAUAUUUAUUUUCAUUUUAGCAAAAGUUGUCUACUAGUUAACAGCAAAGAAUUUUUUAUAGGGAAAACUCUAUUUAUAUGUACAUUUUGAUUUACAGCAUAAAAAGAUGUGCCAGUUUUUUCACAACGUUUAAAAAAAUAGAGUAAUAUUGUGGUGCCUUUUGCUGUUUGCCGAUGCCAGAGGGCCAGUGGAGGUUUUUGUAGCCUUUCUUAUAUGGACGCCUCAUUUUUUAUACACAUUUAUGUUUUGUUUUGUUUUGUUGUCCUUUCUGAUUUCCUGUUUUACCUUCUUUUUCUUCCAAAAAGCAUUUUUUGAGAAGUCUAUCCUCACUGGAGCAUAACCACUUCCAUGUCAUGCAAUAUAAACCACUUCAACAUAAAGUGUGUGUUUACAUGAAUAUGAUUUGCCUGCAAGGCUGAUGAUUUAUCUUUGCCCUCUAACUCCCAAGACAAAGAAUGAGAAAGAACAGAGGGACUUAUUGUGUUUGGUAGUGUGUGUGUGUGUGUGUGUGUGUGUGUGUGUGUGUGUGUGUGCGCGCGCGCACGCGUGUGUAUGUGUGCGCAUGUGUGUGACUUUGCUGCAUGUCUUUGUGAUAGUUGGAAGAAUUUCAUGUUGUGCUGACUUCGAACCCGUGGUUCUGCUGAGGAGCUGAGAUCAGUGUAGCUGGACAGGUAAGGCUGGGUCGUGUGUGUGUGCAGCUUGUUGCUCGGUGUUUUUACAGCUCUGCUGCCCCAAUUCUGUCCUUAAAACAAAAAUAAAAAUCCCAGCAGGUUUUCCAGGGUCAACAAAACAGAAGCUAGGAUCUCACUGGGCAGCGAUUAUUGGUCAUCAAUGGCAUUCUCAAGAGACUUUCUUGCCACGGGGCUUCGCGUUCAUGUUGCUGAAAGUGACUUGAAUUGCUUUCCAAAACAGAUUUACUCUCAAAUUAGUCGCUGGGUUGUUGCAAGCGUCUGUUUUUUGAGAGUAAGAGAAGUGUGAGAAGUGCAAGACAAUGUUGGGAGGGGUUCCUUGUGCAAAUCUGUGCCUGAGAAUCAGAUUCUCCAGGUGCAAACCAUUGGUGGACCACUGGAAACGUGACUAAAUCAGCUGAUUACGUCGGUAUGAACUGUUAUUAUGUUAGGGCACCUUGUGACUGAAUGACACAAUCAAAACUGCAUAAUCGUUGCACAAAUGUUUGACAUAUGUUUGCCACUUAGACACGUUUUACAAAAGCAGCCCUUAUGUGUGUAUCCAACCUUAAAGAUGUGUAUGUGUACUAGUUGCAGCCCAGUGAGGUAGAGACUUCAGCUACUCAGCUCACAUGGGGGGGCACCAUCUGAGACCAAACUAAAGUUUUCAUCCUUUUUCACUCAAAUCCAAACAUCCCAUUAUCCUUUUAUGUCCAUUGUGUUCUAGUGGCCCAUGCUGAAGGCCACACAGCGUCUCAGGAGUUCCACAAACGUCCCCCUUCACCUGUCUUCAUCUCCGUCCUUGAGUACCUAAGACUUUUGUUCUCAGAAGAGCUGAGGACCUGGAGGUAAAAUGUGGUCUGCUGUUUCCUGGACACCACAAUGCAGAGAAGGGAAAAGCCAGGUGGCAGAAGAUAACUAGAUAGACUAGCUGUGAAAAUUAUGGAGGUUCAUACAAUGCAAAAAUAUGCAAACUUUCUAUUUUGCUUUUAUUACAUCAUUUUCUAAGAGGUGUCUGUGGUGUGCUAAGAGUGCAAAAACAGAGAGAUCACAUGAUAAGAAUGGAUCUCGUCCGGACUUAUUUUUUAAGCCAUCAAGCAGCCAUUUGUGAAGCCAUUCUUGUCCGUGUGUCCAUAGAAGGACCGCAUCCACAACUUAUCCUAUUGGUUUGUUCAAACGACAACAAAUCCAGUUCCUGUCUCCUCCAACAGAAACGGUCAUCUCCUUGUCUCUAAAGGAUAAUAACUUCAAUGAUAAACCAUUGAAGAAACAGCAGCCCUUCGUCCUCCAUAGGACGAAAUAUUUCAGACUUAUUUCAAUCUAUUUCAACUUCAUUUAAAGUAGCAAUCUGAAGGUUCCCCCCUUCAGGAAUUAUGGAGGAUUUCUUAACCCGUAAAAGUGAUUGUCUGACCCUGUACUCUGAUAUGAUGUGGGCAAUAUAUUUUUUUUGCUAAGCCUGUCCCAUUGAUUCUCAUGUGAUUUGAAUUCUCAGCACUAGCCUCAGCAUUAGCCUCGGCGUUAGACUCAGCAUUAGCCUCGGUGUUAGCCUUAGCAUUAGCCUCAGCAUUAGCCGCGGUGUUAGCCUUAGCAUUAGCCUCAGCAUUAAUGUAUAGGGUUAGGGUCAGCAUUAGCCUCAGCGUUAGCCUCAGCAUUAGUGUAUAGGGUUAGAGUCAGCAUUGGCCUUGGCAUUAGCCUCAACGUUAGCCUUAGCAAUAGCCUCGGCGUUAGCCUCAGCAAUGGCCUCAGUAUUAGUCUCAGCGUUAGCCUCAGCAUUAGCGUAUAGGGUUAGGGUCAGCAUUAGCCUCAGCAUUAGCCUCAGCAUUAGCGUGUAGGGUUAAGGUCAGCAUUAGCCUCAUUAUUCGCGUAUAGUGUUAGGGUAAGCAGCAAGUAAUUUCUGAGUUCAUAAAAAAACAGCAGUGGUUUGGUGGAGGGUAUGUCAGACCUCUAAAUCAGACACAGCAUGGCAAUGGCGAGUAUGUCUCGCUCAUUUUGCCAAUGAGACAAAUCGAUGAUGCACAACCCCCCUGCUGGUUUCUGACAUAUUGUAGGUUGCUAACGCGUCAGGUUAUUUUCAGAGGCCGCUUCAAACAAACACAAGCUACCAGAGUCAGCCAUGACAAAGACACUUACACAUGAUUAAAAGCAAGUACAUUCUCAGCCUUAGAGGUGCAAGUUUAUGAGUGAGAGGCAUUGCUUCCAGCCAUUAUCACAGAAGUAAGGAGAGGGGCUUAAAGAUGUGAUGCAUUUUUCUUCCUCUAGAUGGUGACAAAAACCUCCAGAUUUCUGCUUUAAGGGGAGAGAAGACAGACGAUGAUCUGUCACAGUUGGUUUUAUAUACCGAUUUUCUUUAAGAGAAACCAAAUGAACACUGAACUGUCUAAUGAGAAUUGACUCAAAAAUGUCAUUAAGAGAUUGACUCUAACUGCUGUUUGAUGACUGAAGAAUAGUCCCUGGUCACACCUCUGCCACAGCUCACAGAUGUUCCAUCAUUGGGUUUUUCAUUUUGUUUGUCUGAAAAAGGCAGAAGAUGCUAGCCUGGCAAGCCAGACUAAAUAAAUGUAUUAUUUAGUCUGGCCAUGCUCCAUUGACGGCUCUCGGUUGUGGGGCGGGUUCUACCGUUGUCUUUCAAAUGAUCUCCGCAUUCCACUGGACAAUGAAUGUGACGUACUCUUGUUUCACUCUGUUGCAUCAUCCCACCCACCAGGCAUAUAGAGUGCCCUGAUUGGCCCACAAAGCGGAUAAAGCUCUGUGAUUUGUUCACUAAGCAGAUAGAGCACUAUGAUUGGCCCACCGUUAUGGACCAAUCACAGCUCUUUAUGUGUUUGAAACUCCUCUAGAGAGCUGUGAUUGGACAGCCAGAGUCCUGGGCUGCUGAGGUUCCAAUGGAGCGUGCCUAGACCAAACUUUGCAAAGCAAGAAUUUGGUCUAGUUCACUAGGCUAAGAAGAUGCAGCACCUCUAGUUUUAAUGCGAUUCCCUCUGCCCUCGUUGUCAGUCCUCUCAUCCAACUGACAUGCUGCAGGCAUGUCCAGCCAGUCUCUUUGUUUUUAACUUUAGGAUCCCCCUCGACCCCACACCCCCGCUUGAAAUGUUUGAACACCUUUCCUCUGCAUGUCCUUGUGGUCAAGGUUAGAUGGGUGCAUGGUUAUGUAAAAAACUAAAGACAGAAAAAAGCAGCAGACGAAUAUUUACCAGUCAGUGGAAGUGUAUUUCAUUUAACAUCCAGCAAUAAAAAAGUAAGAAUCUUUCCCCCAUGUCAUUCCUGAAAUAUGCUAGGAAAAAAAACACAGUAAAAAAUUGCGAGAUUGUCGUAGAUUGUAAAAUAAAAUGAAAAAUGAAUCCACCUGUUCAUAUAAAAAAUAAAUCUUUAUUCAUAUCA
Molecule: messenger RNA, 9225 nt
Organism: Nothobranchius furzeri (turquoise killifish)
Lineage: Eukaryota; Metazoa; Chordata; Actinopteri; Cyprinodontiformes; Nothobranchiidae
Gene: nrg2a
Product: neuregulin 2a
Biological process (GO): nervous system development; animal organ development; intracellular signal transduction
Molecular function (GO): signaling receptor binding
Source: RefSeq, a predicted model, not a curated record